AUGUCUGCGAGUCAAGAUCCCCGAUCCAGAGACAAUGGCCCCGAUGGAAUGGAGCUUGAGGGCGUCAUUGAGAGCAACUGGAAUGAGAUCGUUGACAGCUCUAAUGACAUGAACCUCUCAGAGUCCCUCCUCCGUGGCAUCUAUGCCUAUGGAUUUGAGAAGCCCUCUGCCAUUCAGCAGCGAGCCAUUCUUCCUUGUAUCAAGGGUUAUGAUGUGAUUGCUCAAGCCGAAUCUGGGACAGGAAAAACAGCCACUUUUGCCAUUUUGAUUCUGCAGCAGAUUGAAUUGGACCUAAAGGCCACUCAGGCCUUGGUCCUGGCACCUACUAGAAAAUUGGCGCAGCAGAUACAGAAAGUAGUCAUGGCUUUCGGAGAUUACAUGGGUGCCUCCUGCCAUGCCUGCAUUGGGGGUACCAACGUGCGUGCAGAGAUGCAGAAGCUACAGAUGGAAGCUCCCCAUAUCAUCGUUGGCACCCCAGGACGUGUGUUUGACAUGCUUAAUCGCAGAUAUCUGUCUCCCAAAUACAUCAAGAUGUUUGUACUGGAUGAAGCUGAUGAAAUGUUAAGUCGUGGGUUCAAGGUCCAGAUCUAUGACAUAUUCCAAAAACUCAACAGCAACACCCAGGUGGUAUUGCUGUCAGCUACAAUGCCUUCUGAUGUGUUUGAGGUGACCAAGAAGUUCAUGAGGGACCCCAUUCACAUUCUCGUCAAGAAGGAAGAGUUGACUCUGGAGGGUAUCCGCUAA
Molecule: messenger RNA, 744 nt
Organism: Pipistrellus nathusii (Nathusius's pipistrelle)
Lineage: Eukaryota; Metazoa; Chordata; Mammalia; Chiroptera; Vespertilionidae
Source: the annotation of a GenBank genome assembly